Messenger RNA from Tilletiopsis washingtonensis, 1964 nucleotides. RefSeq lists its product as hypothetical. Gene Ontology annotation, molecular function: zinc ion binding. The transcript is spliced from 3 exons. The record is from RefSeq and is a predicted model, not a curated record. The coding region runs from base 82 to 1899 and encodes 605 amino acids. NCBI's taxonomy places the organism in Eukaryota, Fungi, Basidiomycota, Exobasidiomycetes, Entylomatales.
CGACCACAUCCUCCACCCAUCCUUCUUCGCGCAUCACCCUCCGCUUCUCUCGCUCGCUCCCGCCCUCUGCCGGCGCCGAGCAUGUCGGGCCCCAGCCGGCCCACGCUGCAGGAGACGCUGCGGCAGCGCCUGCCCGGGCAGCGCGCGCCGCCCGACCCCGCCGUCGCCACCGCCAACGCCGCCGACCUCACCUACGGCUGGCAUGCCGAUGCCUCGUCCGACGCCUCCUCUUCUUCGAACUCAUUGCACAGCGAUGCAGAAGGCGAGCCAGCUGAGCCUCUCGCGCCGCCCGACUGGCGCGCCGAGCGCAUGGCCCGCCUCAAGGCGCACGGCGUGGACCUCGACGAGCCGGAGGGCGCGCACGAGCGCAUAGCCAGCAGCGACAGCGACGAUGCGCGGCAGGCAGAGCGGCAGGCCGAUGCAGAGCCAGCGCCUCGCAUCCGGCGGCGGCGUCGCAGCUCGUCCGCUGCCUCCUCGGCCUGCUCCUCGGCGAACAGCGCGCAUGCGCAGGCAGAAGCAGAGGCGAGAGAGGCCAAGGCGGGAGAGGGAUCUGGCGCUGCGCAGCAGGCUGCACCGGAGCAGCCGGCCGCGGAGCAAGCCGAGGCUCGCCCCGACGAAGAUCUCAUCUGCCGCAUCUGCUUCGACGGCCCUUCUGCGAACGUGGCUGGCGGCGAGAGGCUGGGCAAGCUCAUUGCGCCGUGCAGGUGUCGCGGCACUAUGAAGUUCGUGCACACCUCGUGCCUCACCUCGUGGCGCAUGGCCUCGCGGCGCUCGACGUCGGCCAUGCAGUGCGACCAGUGCGGGCAGCCAUAUCGCUUCCGCCAGUCGCGCUUCGUCGGCUUCGCACAGUCGCCCAUUCUGCUCUUCAUCGUCUCUGUGCCGCUCUUUCUGAUGCUCAUCUGGGCCAUCGGCCUGACCACCGACGUCGCACUGCGGUCAUUCGGGGGCGGCGUCGCGACGGAGCCCGCCUCCUCCCGCUGGAACCUUGUCCCCGGCGGCGACUAUCAUUCCAACACGUGGAUCGACGACCUCGGCGAGGAGAACAGCUACUUCGAGCUGGGCUACGAUUCUUGGGCGCAGAGCCGUGCCUUCUUGAAAAUGGCCAAGGCCGGCCUUACGCACGUCAAAAAGGGCGGCGUCAUCACCGCGCUGGCCGAACUGCAGGGCGACGAGGAGCGCCGGGAGGCUAGGCGCCUCACGCAGAGACAGGCGGAGCGCAGCAAGGUGGCCAAGCGUGGCUGGUGGAGUGAGCUCAAGUGGGUGUGGGCGAAUGGCGAAGACGAAGAGGACGAGGUGGAUGAGCGCUACGAGGACAGGCAUUCGGGCAGCAAGAACCGAGAAGCGCAGGAGGACGAGGACGACUUCACCUCGAGCUCGUGGGCCCAGAGGAUUGCACUGCAGUUCAGCUUGGGCUUCUCCGUCGUGGGCGUCAGCUCGUUUCUGACCAUGCUGCUGUCGAUGCCUCUGCUGCAUCUGGGCAACUUCGGUCUCGGGCGCGGCUUUGUGCGCAUGACUGGCGGUCGGCGACGCGGCAACGGGCGCGGUGGCGGACAGAACGGCCAGGGUGGCGAUGUCGGAGCCAUCGCGACAGCCGUGCUGCUCUUCCUCGUCUUCCUCGGCGUCAUGCGGGCGCUGCACCUCGUCUACCGCGGCGUGCGCGCCUACACGCGCCGCAUGCUCUCGCGCAUCGAAGACAUUAUCAUCGACCGAGGCGAGACGGAGGCGGAGAAGGAGGAGCGCAGAGCACACGAGGCGCAACGGGCGCCGCAGCCGGGCCUGCGCGAGCGCCUCGCCAACGUCGACGUCAAGGCCAAGCUGCUCUCCAGCUGGCAGGCGCUGCGAGAGCGCAUGGCGCCGGCGCAGGUCCCGCCUGCCGCUGCUGCCGGCGCGGCCGAGUAGCCGCCUGUAGCCGCCUCCUCAUGUAUUCUAGUCACCAGUCUUAGUGUCACCUGCUUGUUCUGUGA